AAGGUGUUCUCGUCAGUCUCGCCAGUGCUUCAAUCACAACCAGUUCACACAGGAAGCCCUACUCAUCAUGUCGUCGAUCGUACGCAAAGUGAUCUCCACCAAAAAGUGCCCAAAAGCGGUCGCCCCAUACAGCCAAGCGAUCGUUGCCGAUCGUACGGUGUACUGUUCCGGCGUGCUCGGUAUGGAACUGGACACCUUGAAGCUGGUUCCAGGUGGUGCUGGAGCUCAAACGGCGAAAGCACUCGAGCAUCUGACCACUUUGUUGGCUGAGGCGGGUUCCGGCAUUGAUAAGGUUGUCAAAACGACCGUCCUGUUGGGUGAUAUGAACGAUUACGCCGUCGUCAACGAGGAGUACAAGAAAGUGUUUAGCAGCAGUUUUCCGGCUCGGACGUGCUUCGGUGGAAUGAAGCUGCCCCUUGGUGCCGCCGUUGAGAUUGAAGCGAUCGCAUUGACCGGUCCGGUGGUGAAUAUUUCCGAAUGACUAGAUGCGAAAAUGUAGCACCCAUUUAGCGUUCGAUCGGAAGCGAAUGGUGCGCAUGUUAAUGUGGUGUGUGAAAUGCGUUAAUUGCCCGCAUCCCUAUGGGGUACGAGUUGGCAACAGACGGUACUCUGAGCGCAUCUCUGAGCCUUGUGAAUGAUAAUAAAUGGUAAAU
Molecule: messenger RNA, 653 nt
Organism: Anopheles nili
Lineage: Eukaryota; Metazoa; Arthropoda; Insecta; Diptera; Culicidae
Gene: UK114
Product: rutC family protein UK114
Exons: 3
Coding region: 68-481 (137 amino acids)
Cellular component (GO): cytosol
Molecular function (GO): deaminase activity
Source: RefSeq, a predicted model, not a curated record